This is a messenger RNA of Lachnellula hyalina, 1032 nucleotides long. RefSeq names its product Dehydrogenase. The transcript is spliced from 4 exons. The record is from RefSeq and is a predicted model, not a curated record. The coding region runs from base 1 to 1032 and encodes 343 amino acids. Gene Ontology annotation, molecular function: oxidoreductase activity, acting on NAD(P)H. NCBI's taxonomy places the organism in Eukaryota, Fungi, Ascomycota, Leotiomycetes, Helotiales, Lachnaceae.
AUGACACAAAUCACCGACAAUAAGGCGGCAUGGCUUCCAUUCGAGAAAGCACCUUCGAUGGAAAUUGGACCUGGCCCUACGCCUAAUCCUGCUGAGAAUGAGGUAGUGAUCAAAGUAGCAUACGCAGCCGUAAAUCCAACCGACUGGAUCAUGCAAGACCAACCUUACGCCCACCCCCAAUAUCCUUUCAUAAUCGGCGUCGACGUCUCUGGAACCAUCGCACAACUUGGCUCAGCCGUGACUCGAUUCGAAAUCGGCCAGCGAGUUAUUGGGCACUGUGACAGUCUUCUCACCCUAAAGGCUACCAAUGCUGGCUUCCAACACUACACAACCUGUCGCGAGAUCCUCGUUUCUGAAGUUCCGAACUCGGUUCCUUUGGCCAACGCCGCUGUUCUUCCGCUCGCAAUCGACACUGCGUCUACGGGGCUCUUCAAACAUCUCAAGCUCCCCUUCCCGUCCGUCGACCCGAAACCGACUGGGAGGACCAUCUUGAUUUGGGGUGGUAGUUCCUCGGUUGGCUCUACAGCAAUUCAAUUGGCACUCGCUGCUGGACUGACUGUUGCCACAACAGCAGGAGCACACAACAAGGCCUACGUAAAGGAGCUUGGCGCCACCCAUGUCUUUGAUCACAAAGCCCCAAACGUCAUUCAAGACAUUUCGAAAGUCCUUAAAACCGGUGAUGUGGUCUUUGAUGCUAUCGCCGUGGAAAGCUCUCAAAAGGCCUGCGCGACAAUCCUACACAACAUUGGAGGCGGCAAGCUCCCCGUUGUUCUUUGGCCCUUGCCAACCGAAUAUGACGAUGUCGAAUUCGCGUUUGUUAAUGGCCUCGAUCCUGGACUUGUCGAUCUCGAUAUCGGGGAUGCGGUUUGGCGCAAGUUCCUCCCGCAGGCUUUGGCGGCUGGGAGGUUUCAGGCUAAGCCCGACCCGGAGGUUUUGGAGGGGGGGCUAGAGAAGGUUCAGGAGGGAAUUGAUAUUCUUAGAAAGGGGGUGUCGGCGAAGAAGAUUGUGAUUGAGAUUGCAAAGCACGAUUGA